AUGACACCAACAACAGGAAGUUCACCGACAUCAAACAUAAAACACAACUACAAAGCAUAUUUCACAUUUGAGCCUGGUUACCAAACCUUCCAACAAGGAUAUCUGGGUGUAUGUCGUUCUUUUAUAGCAGGUGCUUUUCACCUUCGAUUUACGAAUGGCUCACCAUUACCUGUCAAAGAAAUUCGCUUGUCAUUUGUGGGCAUGGAGAGAGUGAAAUGGCGUGAAGAGGCUGGAGCAUUACAAACUACUUAUAAAGCUGAGAAGCAACUGGUUUAUCUUACCUCUUGUAUAUGGAGUUCAAAUAAUAAUAGUGGUAGUAAUAAAGAAUACGAAUCAGUUACUACAUUGGAUUUGCCUUUUCAUUUCGCGUUGCCAGGUGACCUUCCUGCGUCAAUGGAACUGCCAAAAGGACGUGGAAAGAUUUCAUAUACGUUGAAGGUCGUAAUUUCUCGACAACCGAAAAUUCUUCGAUUUCGCGCCAGUAAAAAACAGUACGUUGAAGUGAAUUGCCCAAUUAUUCGAUAUUAUCCGUCACGACUACCAGAUCCAACAAGAUGGGUACAAUGUGACGAUAAGCGCGCAGUGGCGCGCGGUGUCGGAUAUGAUGUCUCAUUAGAACAAACGACAUUUCGACCAGAAGGAAUGAUUAUUAUUCCACUGCGACUAGUUUUCCAUAAAUCACAAGCAUAUCUAAAGAAACUUACCGUGGGAAUAAAAGAGUACAGAGAAUGUCGUGCAGCAGAUGGAAAAUUCAAACAAAAAAAAUACAUCAUGGAAACAAAGUUUACCGGUGAUCAAGUUCCCGAACUACCUGGACAAACGAAUCAACGAUUCACAAUAAUCAAAACUUUUGUUCCGACCAAAGACAAGAUAUUUUAUUCAUUAGAUACUGAUCAUAUUAGCAUUGCUCUUGAUAUUUGCGAAGACGAGAAUGCAUUGCGAACUGAGGAGCUAUUAGCAUUGAGGAGCCCCCGAUUUUUCUUGCAAGAACAACGACAUUCUCAGCAUUCUUUGUUAUCGAUUGCAUCAUAUGAAUCACGGAUAUCGACAGAUCAAAGGUCUAUACGGUCUAGUUCCAGAUAUAACAAUAGCAAUAAUGAUCACCGACAAUCAAUGACUGAUUUGUCGUCGUCAUUGCAUGAUUCAUCAGAUUAUACACAACCUUCACAGGAUUCAUCCUCAUCAAGACAUUAUAUAGAUCAUUCUCGUGGUUCAAUCGAUUCUUCUAGCCAUGCUUUAUUAAAGAAUAAGUCUCCUCCACCGCCGUACUCGCCUUCUGCGCCGGACAUUAAAAUUACUAUAUUAUAA
This is a messenger RNA of Ambispora gerdemannii, 1308 nucleotides long. The record is from the annotation of a GenBank genome assembly. Lineage: Eukaryota; Fungi; Glomeromycota; Glomeromycetes; Archaeosporales; Ambisporaceae.